CUGGCUCCUGGCUCCAAUAAACCCGGGCUAAGAGCGCCCUGGGCUCGCCUCCUUCUCCAAGGCGAUCAAUAGGAUCUCAGGCGCACUCCAAGUCCUCUCUUACGUAGACACCCAACAAGGAGAGAGCCGAUACAACAACACGCUUGAUCUGCUCCAACACAAAAAAAAAAAAAAUUCUACCUGCUUUCUGAAUCAUGUCGUUGAGCCCAAAGCACACAACGCCUUUUUCAGUGACAGACAUUUUGAGUCCAAUCGAGGAGACCUACAAGAAGUUUAGUGCCAUGGACGGCGCGGGGAACCUGGGCUCUCCGCUGGGAGCCUACAGACAGUCGCAGGUGUCUCAGGGCGGCAUGCAGCAGCACUCCAUGGGCCACAACGGCGGCGUGGCGGCCGCCUACCACAUGCCGCACUCCGUGUCCCAGUUCUCCCACAGCGCCAUGGGGGGAUACUGCAAUGGGAGCAUUGGCAACAUGGGCGAGCUGCCGUCCUACCAGGAGAGCAUGAGGAAUAGUGCCGCAGCAACAGGCUGGUACAGCGCCAACCCUGAUCCAAGAUACUCCACCAUUUCUAGAUUCAUGGGACCUUCCACAGGUAUGAACAUGGCGGCUAUGGGGGGUCUCACGGGGAUGGGAGACGCUUCCAAGUCCAUGCCGGCCCUGCACGCUGCGCCUCGGAGGAAGCGGCGGGUUCUCUUCUCGCAAGCUCAAGUCUACGAGCUGGAGAGGAGGUUCAAGCAGCAGAAGUACUUGUCGGCGCCGGAGAGGGAGCACCUGGCCAGCAUGAUCCACCUGACGCCGACUCAGGUGAAGAUCUGGUUCCAGAACCACCGGUACAAAAUGAAGCGCCAAGCUAAGGACAAGGCAGCGCAGCAGAUGCAGCAGCAACAGCAGCAGCAACAGCAACAGGACGGGACCAUGUGCCAACAGCAGGCCCAGUCCCCGAGGCGCGUAGCCGUACCGGUUCUGGUCAAGGACGGCAAACCGUGUCAGAACGCCUCCAACACGCCGACGCCGAACCAACAAGCCGUGCAGCAGAACCAACAGAACCAACAGCAGAAUGGGGCCGGAGUGGUGCUGGGCCAGCACCAGAACCAACAGCAGGUAAACGAUUUGGACCUGGAGGAGAUGUCGCCCAGCCCCCCCUCGCUUCACAGCCAGCUCAGCAUGGCCCAAAUAGACACUUCUGCUGUAGAUUACACCAGUAACAUGGUCAGCUCGAACCUCCUCUACGGCAGAACGUGGUAGGACCCAGUGCAGUCACUUUUUCUAUCAACCUGAGGAUGAUGAGCCCAUUCCACACACGCCUAUAGACGUCAAAUAUGGUCCGAUAGAAUAAGACAAACGUGAGGCCCCCGCCGGCCGCCACGGGCUGCGCACAUGCACAAGAGUACCAGCUGAUCAGGGCACAUUUUCUUGACAUCUCUAAAGAAGGGAGUCUAUUUUUGAGCAUUACACAUACGGCUGGCCCUUGAAAAGCAAUCAAGACGCUUUGGACCCCUUUUGUAAUCUUUUGGACCUCCCUCAUGAUGUUUUAAUGUUUGUCUAUGUUUGGAGGGGGGGUCGAUAGGGAGCUGAAGUCACCAAUUUUGUCAUAUGGAUAUUGUAAACUAAUGUAUUCAAUUAGAAUUCUUAAACGAAUUAGGGGACAUGUACAUUUGGCUAACACAAGAAUACGUUUAAUUGUAUAAUAAUUGUUAUUUGCGUCCACUUUUAUGUUUCCAUUAUUCUUUUGUAAGUUAAAACGAUCAAAUGGAGCUGCUGUAUAUGUUUCAGAUCCAAGUGAACAAUAAGAAUAAAUAACUUGAAGUGUGACAGCGAUUUCUGAGGAAGUUUUUUUGUUUUUUAAGGUAUCUGUUUUGAAGUGCAUUUUCAUUAUGUUGAGAUUGUGACCAAAUUGAGAAGGAAAGCAAGGUCGAUGAGGGAGCCAGUAUUGUUCGGGUGACAUUUUGGAGGGCUGUCUUUUAUGCUGGAUGUCUGCAAAUAUCCAAGACUAGAAAAUACCCCUUUAAAAACAUUAACAAUCAUUAAGCAAAAGAAAAAAAAAUCUUGUCUGAUGUAUACGUCUAUAGUUUUUUUCUCUUUCUUCGCUUUUACCUUGUUUUAACGUCCCAUCUUUUGCCGCAGUCUAAUUGGACAAUUUGUUUGUGAAUGCGACCUCCGGUUCACAAUUUCUAUUUAUUUAUAUUUGAUGAAACAAACUCAAUAGAUCUCAGUUAUUUUUAAAGUAAUAUAUUAAAAUGUUGAUUGCUAAAUAAUAGAAAAUACAUUUUUAAUAUCCAGUGAGCAAAUUAAAUUGAUGUAAAAAUAAAUAGACAUUACUUUUGCUUAAAUCUGAGCUGUACUGAAUUUGAGCAUGAAUGAGCCUGCAUAACCGAUAUGUAGUUUAUCAGCUAAUAAUUAUAAUCAUAAUAAUAAAAUUGUAUUUUGUCUUUUU
Messenger RNA from Syngnathus acus (greater pipefish), 2433 nucleotides. It is a transcript of the gene nkx2.4a, whose product is annotated as NK2 homeobox 4a. Gene Ontology annotation, biological process: regulation of transcription by RNA polymerase II; cell differentiation. The transcript is spliced from 2 exons. Gene Ontology annotation, cellular component: nucleus. NCBI's taxonomy places the organism in Eukaryota, Metazoa, Chordata, Actinopteri, Syngnathiformes, Syngnathidae. Bases 195 to 1244 code for a protein of 349 amino acids. Gene Ontology annotation, molecular function: RNA polymerase II cis-regulatory region sequence-specific DNA binding; DNA-binding transcription factor activity, RNA polymerase II-specific. The record is from RefSeq and is a predicted model, not a curated record.